GCGCGAGGCCUGCUGGGGGAUGUGGUUCCCCUCCCGGGCCACGGGCUGCUGCUGGCCCUGAUGGUCGGCGUCCAUGGCUUCCGCGGGCAGCAGCAGCCUCAGCCUCUUGGGCGCUGCCGGGGAGGCAGAGCGGCCGCACCCGCGGCCUUUCCUGAUCGGAGUCAGCGGAGGCACCGCCAGCGGCAAGUCAACGGUAUGUGAGAAGAUCAUGGAGCUUCUGGGUCAGAACGAAGUGGACCACCGCCAGCGGAAAGUCGUCAUCCUCAGCCAGGACCGGUUCUAUAAGGUGCUCACGGCAGAGCAGAAAGGCAAAGCCCUGAAGGGACAGUACAACUUUGAUCACCCAGAUGCGUUUGACAACGAGUUGAUGCAAACGACCUUGAAGAAUAUUGUGGAUGGCCAAACGGUUGAGGUUCCAACUUAUGAUUUUGUGACGCAUUCCAGGCUUCCUGAGACAACGGUGGUCUACCCAGCAGAUGUGGUCCUUUUUGAGGGGAUUCUGGUAUUCUACAACCAAGACAUCCGGGACAUGUUUCACCUCCGCCUCUUUGUCGACACUGACUCGGAUGUCAGGCUUUCUCGGAGAGUUCUUCGGGAUAUGAAGCGGGGAAGGGACCUGGAGCAGAUCUUGACCCAGUACACGACGUUUGUCAAGCCUGCCUUUGAAGAGUUCUGUUUGCCGACCAAGAAGUAUGCUGAUGUGAUUAUCCCUCGAGGAGUUGACAACAUGGUUGCGAUAAACCUCAUCGUGCAACACAUCCAGGACAUACUUAACGGUGACAUCUGCAAGUGGCAACGUGGGACGAUGAAUGGACACGGCCGCUCAUCCAAGAGGCCUUUCCCGGAACAAGCUGACAGCAGUCCUCUGUUAGUUCCUGGCAAACGGACUCACCUGGAGUCCAGUAGUCGCCCUCACUAAUGUGGCUGGAAGACCCUGCCUCCUUCGCACCAGCUAGACUCUGGAGAGGUGCCAUGGUAUCCCUUUGGGGUGUAAAGAAUCUGUGCACUCAGGUGGAUUAUGGCCCUUUUGGGGCAUUUGUACAAACGUCUUUCUUUUUUGGCGGGGAGAUGGUCCCUUCAGCAGAGGUAAAUGUGGUGGUGGUCUUUCUGGCCCUGUCUUUGUUAUAGGAAGGAAGCAGAUUUAGCUUCCCCUUGCAGAAGCCAGUGAUCUCUGCAUUUAAAAUGGUUCCUCCACCCUUUGUUCUCCUAUCAGCUUGGACAGUAACUUAGCCGGUGCUUGUAAUAGUGAAGUGUACGUUGUCCUCUUGUUAGUAGGGCUGCUUUUAGUGAUCGAUUUUAAAGUGUUUUUAAAAGUCACUGCCAUUUCCACUUGAAGAUUUUUGUACACAAAACAUUAUUUUGAGAAGAGGGUUAGGGUUGUGAAGGGACGGCUUCAUCAUUAUUCCUUCCUUGAGGUGUGUCGGAGGGUGCUGUUCAGUUCCCAAAAGUUACAUUUGCUUUUGAGUUUCCCCCACCUUAGAAGAUCAAGCUAGCUUGUUUCCUAACCUUGAGACAAGGCAAAGGGGAAGUGAUGAAAAGUUUGCCCUCUGGGUUCUCCAGCACCCAAAGACUCGCUUCUCAUAGGGAGCGUGGUUUGACUUGGUAGGAAUUAAGACUUAGACUCUCUUGUGAUCGCCACACUAUUUCCAAACACACGGGUGACUUUUUAAAGCAAAGAAUAAGCCCUGUUUUAGCUGGUCCGGCAAAAGAAAAUCAGCAGUGCCCUGACGUUGGUGCAUGUGGAGUGUAAAUGACACUGUAGGGAGCAAGCUGGGGGGUGAAAUUGAAGGCCACGGUAGAGUCCUUUAUUCUUGACGUUAAAAAUGCUUUUUGUAUCCAAAAGGAGCGCUGGUGGGGGGAAAGCGGCAGGAGGGGUAAGUGCACCCUCCCCCACCCUUAAAAGAGCCCCCCCCUCCCGUGUUGAACCACGAACCGCCCCUCCGAACGGGUUUGCAGGCCUGCAAACCGGUCCGUGCACAUCCCUCAGAUCUGGUGCAAGGAGGCAGCCGGCUAACUGCAGCAGGGCUGGAGCAACUUCUGACUGCCCCUUUCCCGGAAGCCCUCUGGAAAUAGUUUCCAGUGCAGCACUGCAGUUAGUCGGGAAGAGCCGUUUUGCCUGCUGCCCCGUUUCCACCUUGCCCUGGAUGUCAUCCAGCAGGACUGACGUCAGAGUCACCAGGCAUAGGUUUGCACUGUAAAUCCAUUGACACCAAUGGAACGAGUUAGUGAUGGCCAACGCAAACUUCCAUUGCUUUCGUGCUGAAGUUAGGCACCUAGGGCUUGCUAACUUGCCUUUUCAGUGUCGUGCAUCUUACUGCUUUUAGUCGGGCCUGGGAACUUCUUGCUCGGUACUCCCCAGCUAGCACUUCUGUCCGUCUCCUGUUGCUUAAGCCCCAUUUCUCCUGGUGGGGGCUAGGCUUGCUUCUGUCUAAAUGCAUUUGGGCUUAAAGAGCUAGAAAUUGGGUUUUGGUGGUGUGGAAGCAUAUUUUGGUACUGCAGUUUUUGUGUUCUCUCUGGGUUUGCAGUAAAGGCUGUGAUGAUUCGGGGGUGGGGGGGGGAAACUAGUUUGUACCAACUGUAAAUUUUCUAAAGCAGAACCGACUCCAUCAGUUUGCUUGUCUUUAUUAAUAAACACAACCAAAUAACAAAGUGCCACAAA
Hemicordylus capensis (graceful crag lizard) is the source of this 2659-nucleotide messenger RNA. It is a transcript of the gene UCK1, whose product is annotated as uridine-cytidine kinase 1. The record is from RefSeq and is a predicted model, not a curated record. The transcript has 7 exons. NCBI's taxonomy places the organism in Eukaryota, Metazoa, Chordata, Lepidosauria, Squamata, Cordylidae. Gene Ontology annotation, cellular component: cytosol; cytoplasm. Bases 74 to 919 code for a protein of 281 amino acids. Gene Ontology annotation, molecular function: ATP binding; kinase activity.